AUGACGUCUGUGCUGACAGCACAUCAGGCUGCUCUUCCCUCUUCCUCUGCUGAUCAAGGAAUCCGGCUCUCAGUGGACUGUCAGAUGAUUAAAAAAAGUAUACUUUCCAAUCUCAUUGCUGUCAGGAAUGCCUUUUUCUUGGAAGUCAGCAUUGGGAUCACAGCCAACGCCUUCCUUCUUCUCUUCCAUGUCCUUUGGUUUCUCAAGCACAGGCCAAGGCCCACUGACCUGACCAUUGGGCACCUGGCCCUCAUCCACCUGGUGAUGCUGAUCACCGUAGGGGUUAUAGUCGCAGAUGUUUUUGAGUCUCACGACUUAUGGGACGACAUCACGUGUAAAGUUGUCAUCUACUCGCACCAGGUGAUGCGGGGCCUCUCCCUGAGCACCACCUGCCUGCUGAGCGUCCUCCAGGCCAUCACUCUCAGCCCCAGGAGCUCCUGUUUAGCAAAAUUCAAGCACACAUCCUCACAGCACAACGUGUGUGGAUUUCUCCUCCUAUGGCUCUUCAAUUUGUCCAGUCGUGCUCGUUUCUUGAUCUCAACUGUUGCUACUCCGAAUGAUACAUCCCACAGUCUUAUGUUUGUCACUCAAUCCUGCUCUCUUUGGCCAUUGAGCCACAUACCCAGGCACACAUUUUCUAUGUUGGGGAUCUUCCGGGAUGCCUCCUUAAUAGGGCUCAUGGCCGUCUCAAGUGGGUACAUGGUGAAGUUCCUGUGCAGGCACAAGAGGCAGUGCCAGCACCUUCACAGCACCAGCCUUUCUCGAAGAGCCUCCCCAGAGCAUAGGGCCACCCGCACCAUCCUGCUGCUCAUGAGCGUCUUUGUGCUCCUGUACUUGAUGGACUGCAUUGUGUACUCCUUUUCAGGGAUGUGGUGGAACAGCAACCCAGUGCGCCUGUGCAUCCAGAUGUUGGUGGGCAAUGGCUAUGCCACCAUUGGACCUUUGUUGUUCAUCAGUAGUGAAAAGCGAAUGAUCCAGUUUUUCAAACCCAUGUUGGAAAGGAGGCCCAGUGACGCCGGCGGCAGAGCCCACCGACCUCGCUCCGCGCCUCCCGCGCCUCCAGAGCCACACAAAGUCACCACCUCGGCCUGGUCCAGACGCGGCACAGCCAAGACCGCGCAAUCCGUGUCGCCAGGCUGCGUCCCUGCCCCAGAGCCGCGACCCCAGAGCUGA
Messenger RNA from Lepus europaeus (European hare), 1173 nucleotides. Its product is annotated as vomeronasal type-1 receptor 90-like. Gene Ontology annotation, biological process: G protein-coupled receptor signaling pathway. Bases 1 to 1173 code for a protein of 390 amino acids. The record is from RefSeq and is a predicted model, not a curated record. The transcript has 3 exons. NCBI's taxonomy places the organism in Eukaryota, Metazoa, Chordata, Mammalia, Lagomorpha, Leporidae. Gene Ontology annotation, cellular component: membrane. Gene Ontology annotation, molecular function: pheromone receptor activity.